Homo sapiens (human) is the source of this 2775-nucleotide messenger RNA. RefSeq names its product solute carrier family 45 member 2 (gene SLC45A2). The coding region runs from base 111 to 1493 and encodes 460 amino acids. The record is from RefSeq and is marked reviewed. The transcript has 6 exons. Gene Ontology annotation, cellular component: melanosome membrane. Lineage: Eukaryota; Metazoa; Chordata; Mammalia; Primates; Hominidae. Gene Ontology annotation, molecular function: sucrose:proton symporter activity; D-glucose:proton symporter activity; transmembrane transporter activity. Gene Ontology annotation, biological process: lysosomal lumen pH elevation; transmembrane transport; melanin biosynthetic process from tyrosine.
AUCUCUGUUGGUUGCUCGGCCAGGCUCCACGUCAAAUCCAGUUUGAAACACAGACCCUAGGACCACGCAGGAGGUGGUGGGCUCGCAGGAAGGUUCCUCUCCCAGUGGCCAUGGGUAGCAACAGUGGGCAGGCUGGCCGCCACAUCUAUAAAUCCCUAGCUGAUGAUGGCCCCUUUGACUCUGUGGAGCCGCCUAAAAGACCCACCAGCAGACUCAUCAUGCACAGCAUGGCCAUGUUCGGAAGAGAGUUCUGCUACGCGGUGGAGGCAGCGUAUGUGACCCCAGUCCUGCUCAGCGUAGGUCUGCCCAGCAGCCUGUACAGCAUUGUGUGGUUCCUCAGCCCCAUCCUGGGAUUCCUGCUGCAGCCCGUGGUCGGAUCGGCCAGCGACCACUGCCGGUCCAGGUGGGGCCGCCGGAGACCCUACAUCCUCACCCUGGGAGUCAUGAUGCUCGUGGGCAUGGCUCUGUACCUCAAUGGGGCUACUGUUGUAGCAGCUUUGAUUGCUAACCCAAGGAGGAAGCUGGUUUGGGCCAUAAGUGUCACCAUGAUAGGUGUCGUUCUCUUUGAUUUUGCUGCCGACUUCAUUGAUGGGCCCAUCAAAGCCUACUUAUUUGAUGUCUGCUCCCAUCAGGACAAGGAGAAGGGCCUCCACUACCAUGCCCUCUUCACAGGUUUUGGAGGUGCCCUGGGUUACCUUUUGGGUGCUAUAGACUGGGCCCAUCUGGAGCUGGGAAGACUGUUGGGUACAGAAUUCCAGGUCAUGUUCUUCUUCUCUGCAUUGGUGCUCACUUUGUGUUUUACUGUUCAUCUGUGCAGUAUCUCUGAAGCCCCACUUACAGAGGUUGCAAAGGGCAUUCCCCCACAGCAAACCCCUCAGGACCCUCCAUUGUCAUCAGAUGGAAUGUACGAGUAUGGUUCUAUCGAGAAAGUUAAAAAUGGUUACGUAAAUCCAGAGCUGGCAAUGCAGGGAGCAAAAAACAAAAAUCAUGCUGAACAGACUCGCAGGGCAAUGACAUUAAAGUCACUGCUGAGAGCACUGGUGAACAUGCCUCCUCACUACCGCUACCUUUGCAUCAGCCACCUCAUUGGAUGGACAGCCUUCCUGUCCAACAUGCUGUUCUUCACAGAUUUCAUGGGCCAGAUUGUGUACCGCGGGGAUCCCUAUAGUGCACACAACUCCACAGAGUUUCUCAUCUACGAAAGAGGAGUCGAGGUUGGAUGUUGGGGCUUGUGCAUCAACUCCGUGUUUUCCUCACUUUAUUCUUACUUUCAGAAAGUUUUGGUAUCCUACAUUGGAUUAAAGGGUCUUUACUUCACGGGAUAUUUGCUGUUUGGCCUGGGGACGGGAUUUAUUGGGCUCUUCCCGAAUGUCUACUCCACCCUGGUCCUGUGCAGCCUGUUUGGUGUAAUGUCCAGCACCCUGUACACUGUGCCCUUUAACCUCAUUACUGAGUACCACCGCGAGGAAGAAAAGGAGGUGUGCUGUCAUUGAACCUCUGCCUUGGGUAACAUCCAGACUCAUCUGAAGGCUGGGGAGGAUUUGGUAGCAAUGUGUAGAGCAGAGCUGGAAAAUAAGGGUUCUUGAAACAGCAACAGUCAAAUGCCCAACCAACUGCAACCAUGAUCUGGUACAGGCAUGCUCACCAGCCCAGCCCAGCCCAGCUGUCCUGUCCUCCUUAUUCUCAACUCCUGCUCACUUAGGGAGCUGUAGGGCAAGAAGUGUUACUCCCAUUUUUCUAAUUAGAAAAAGGCUUGGUGAGGCUGAGAAACCAGCCCACAAUUACACAAAGACAAAAAAAGGGGGACCCAGGUCUUCUGUAACCACCUCAUAGGUCUCCCUGGUGCCACCUGCAGCAUUUCUAGAUACCGACAAUAAGGGUCUCCCUAUCCCCAACUUUCAGAGGUACAUAGUGGAAUUUCUUGGCAUUAUUUGCUGAGGGUAGGAAAGUCCUAGGCAAUGGAGUCCAGAUUUUAGUAAGUCAGACCCCAUGUGUGAGAAGGAAAGCUGGAAUCAUGGGUGGUAAUCCCCACUUUGCUGCCCUGAGCGGGACCUGUGCCAUUUAAACCUUGGAACGCAACUAGUGAACAAGCGCCUAUGCAGUGCUUAUAACAGAGUUGGUGUUUCCACUCUAAAAUUACCACCUCUUCUUAUCAAAAUUUGCAACUUUCUUCCUGUGAAAAUAGGCUUAUAGUUCCUUAACUGGAGCAAUGAUAUAAAAGCUACAGAGAUAACUCCAAGUUUAAUCCAGCUCAGCAUGAAACUGCAAAAACACUGAACAUAUAACCAUCAGACUAUAAUUCUGGCCAUGUUUUUCAUCAUUUGAUCUGGCAGCAGGGCAGAGGUGCACCAGGAGUAAAAACCUUUCAAAAAAGAGGUGUGGCUUUCCUCAUCCCCUGGCAAACAUUGUCACCAAGGUGGGAUGUUGCUGCUAAUGGGAGAGUCAUCAUAAAAAACUGUCCCUACAAGGAGAGUGUUACAUGGUGUUGGGGGAAGAAAACCUACGCUUCAGGCUCAGAGAAACCUGGAUUCAAAUCCUGCCUCUCUCACUUGGAAGCUGUGUUACACUGGGGAUGUUAUUUACUUGUUUAUUAGUUAGCACUUAGAAUGAGUUCAUUUUUAGGUGAGAUAAUAUAUUCACAAUGAUACACAAAAGUGCACACUGUGUGCUCCCUUUACCAUUUACUAUCUCCCUCCAGCCCCAACGUGUUACCACUCUUACUAGUUUUUUGUUAAUCUUUCCGGCAUUUUUAAAUAAAAACCAAGCAAAUGUAAA